Messenger RNA from Aspergillus neoniger CBS 115656, 2637 nucleotides. RefSeq names its product M3 family metallopeptidase. Gene Ontology annotation, cellular component: mitochondrial intermembrane space. Gene Ontology annotation, biological process: peptide metabolic process; proteolysis. The coding region runs from base 329 to 2479 and encodes 716 amino acids. Lineage: Eukaryota; Fungi; Ascomycota; Eurotiomycetes; Eurotiales; Aspergillaceae. The record is from RefSeq and is a predicted model, not a curated record. Gene Ontology annotation, molecular function: metalloendopeptidase activity. The transcript is spliced from 3 exons.
AACAGCUCCUCCCCCCCAAGAGUGUCCACUGUCGAGCCACGUAUUGAUCCGCUUCUUCCAUUGCAGUAGCUUGCUUAGCACCCCGCCUUUCACCACCUGUGCCCCUCCUACCGUCACCAUUCGCUCCCCUCUCCAUUCCACCUUUUAUCUACCCGCCUUCCUCGUCCUUCUCGUGGGCGUUCUCCUCGUCACCGUGGCUCCCCCGCUUCGCCUUUCCUCUCCCGCCUUCAGACUUUCCUCGGUCUUGGGCCAUUUCCGCGGCUCUCGACUUCCUUCAACCUCCCAUUCAGCUUUGACAAACCUUCGCAAAUCCCUCACAACUGCCAGCAUGGCCCCCGAACACCUCCGCCGCCCUCCUCAGGCUCCCCCCGUCUUCACCGCAACUGCUCAAUCCAUUGUCGAUGACGCCAAGCGACUCAUUGAAGCCUCCCGCAAAGUUCAGGAUGACGUCGUGGCUACCGUCAAGCCCGACACGGCUACAUUCAACGCUGUCGUGAAGCCCUUGGCCCAGGAUGAGAACGUCAUGUCCCUCGAAUCGCACAUUCUCGGCUUCUACCAGGCCGUGUCCACCCAACAAGAGCUGCGGGAUGCAUCGUCCAAGGCGGAGGAGCUGAUGGAUGAGUUCUUCAUUGAAGCUGCCAUGCGCGAGGAUGUGUUCCAGCUCGUCGACGCCGUGCUUAAGAAGAACGAGUCUCUUGACCCCGAGUCUCGCCGUCUGUUGGAGAAGGAACACAAGGAUUUCAUCCGCAAUGGCUUGGGUCUCCCGGCUGGACCCAAGCGUGACCGGUUCAAGGAGAUCAAGAAGCGUCUCAGUCAGAUUAGCAUUGAGUUCCAGAAGAACUUGAACGAGGAGAACGAAGGACUCUGGUUCACCCGCGAAGAGCUCGACGGUGUUCCCGAGGAUGUCCUGGCUGGGUUGAAGAAGGGUGAGGGUGAGCACGAGGGCAAGCUCUGGCUGACCUUCAAGUACCCCGACCUCUUCCCGACCAUGAAGUACGCCAAGAACCCCGAGACCCGUAAGCAGGUCAUGAUCCAGAACGAGAACAAGUGCAACCAGAACGUGCCUCUUUUCCGUGAGGCCAUUAUCCUGCGUGAUGAGGCCGCUCGUCUGCUCGGUUACCCUAACCACGCGGCGUUCCGCAUUGAGGACAAGAUGGCCAAGACCCCGGAGACGGUCAACACCUUCCUGGGUGACCUGCGGUCCCGUCUGACGGCCGGUGGACAGAAGGAGAUCAAGAGCCUCCUUGAGUUCAAGAAGUCCGACCUGGAGUCCCGUGGAGAGAAGUUCGAUGGUCACUACUACCUGUGGGAUCACAGAUUCUAUGAUCGCCUUAUGCUGGAGAAGGACUACUCUCUGGACCAGCAGCUCAUUGCCGAAUACUUCCCUCUUCAGACCACCAUCGAGGGCAUGUUGAAGAUCUUCGAAGAGCUUUUCGGUCUCGUCUUUGUGGAGAUCACUGGUGAGGACCGGGAGAAGGUGGCUCCCACCGGUAAGGGUAGUGACAUUGUCUGGCAUGAGGACGUCCAGAUCUUCAGUGUCUGGAACGAUGAGGGUGAGGGCAGCGGCUUCGUCGGCUAUCUGUACUUGGAUCUUUUCCCCCGGACUGGCAAGUACGGUCACGCUGCCAACUUCAACUUGCAGCCGGGUUUCAUCGACGCGGAGGGCAACCGCCGUUACCCGGCCACUGCGCUGGUGUGCAACUUCACCAAGCCGACUCCCAAGAAGCCCAGCUUGCUCAAGCAUGAUGAAGUCGUGACUCUCUUCCACGAGCUCGGUCACGGCAUCCACGACCUGGUUGCCAAGACGAUAUACUCCCGGUUCCACGGCACUAACACCGUCCGUGACUUCGUCGAAGCACCCAGUCAGAUGCUCGAGAACUGGUGCUGGACCCCUUCCCAGCUCAAGUCCCUCAGCAAGCACUACUCCACACUUUCUCCCGACUACCUUGCCGCCUGGAAGGAGCAAGCCGGUAGCCAGGAAGCCCCCUCAGAGCAAAUCCCUGACUCCGUUAUCGAGAACCUCAUCCGCACCAAGCACGUCAACGAUGCCCUGUUCAACCUUCGCCAGCUGCACUUUGGUAUCUUCGACAUGACCGUCCACCAGCCCGAGAGCCACGAGAAGAUUAAGGAGCUUCCCAUCUCGGCUACAUACAACUCCCUGCGCAAGCAGAUCACACAGAUGGAGGGCCCAGAGAGCUUGGGCCUGGGCGAGGAAUGGGGCCAUGGUGAAGCCACCUUUGGUCACUUGAUCGGUGGCUAUGAUGCUGGUUAUUAUGGUUACCUGAGCUCGCAAGUCUACUCGACCGAUAUGUUCUACACCGUCUUUAAGGACGACCCCAUGAACCCGACUGCUGGCCGUCGCUACCGGUACAAGGUGCUUGAGAAGGGAGGUAGCCAAGAUGAGAUGACGACGUUGACGGAGUUCUUGGGCCGUGAGCCCAAGACUGAUGCCUUCUACAAGGACAUGGGAUUGGCUUAGACUUGGGAGGAUAUAUGAGAUUCCGGUUGAAUUGGAUAUGGCAUGAUAUAGUAUACGACCGGACUGGAAACAAAGAUGGGAUAGAAUCAUUGAAUAGUCACUGGCUGUUGGUAUCAAUGAAUCCCUUGUACAUUCUAAGCAGCAUAAUUCUUCUACCC